CAAUCAUAGGUGAUCAAUAAACUUGUUGUUGUACCAGCUAGUUAUAUAUAUAGCUCCUGCAAUGCAAGUACAGACAGUUAUUAUCAGCAUCCAGCUGUUUAGUCUUGCUACAGCCACUUUAAUAUCCACCCCCCCUGUGUCCUGUCCUGAUGACACUGUCACUUUCACCUGCACUCUGCCUGGUAUCUUCAUACGGUGGACGGCUACUGAUACACAAGGCCUAGUAUCUUUGUUCAGUAUCACAUUGAGUUCCAGCAACACUGAUGAGACACAAGGUAACCCAGCAUUCCGAGGUGUUCUCACUGACUCCAGUGGACCUCUCACUGCCACUCUCACCUCACUGUCUGAGUCCUCCAUUGUAGAAGGUACUACAGUGGAGUGUGUGGGAGACAACUCACGAGAGGGUCCUCUCACUAUCACUGUGGCUGAUCCACCCUCUCCUCCACUCAACCUAAUAGUGUCCUCCAUUCUAAAUCAACCCAGCUCCUCUAAUAUCACUCUGGAGUGGGACCCUCCCUCCUCUACUGGUGGUGUGUCUGUCAGGUAUGUCCUCGUUAUCUCCCCAACACCUCUCUCCGGGUCACCAGUAACCGUGGAUAUCACCUCGGUACAGAUAACUGUCUCCUACAACACACCCUACAAUGUGUCUAUCAGAGCUGUCAACUGUGUUGGAACAGAUGAAAGUUCAAUUGUGGAUUUGAUUGUGUGCCCCACACCGUCUACUGCUGCUAUGGUGACCAUCACCAACACACCUCCUGUUACAAUUGGUGGAUCCAUGCUCACCUUCACUUGCAGUGGAGACAAUGAAGUGAGAACCUCAACCUGUGGCAGUAGUGGAUGGUCUCCUGACCCUGGGACCUUUGACUGCAGCAGUCCGAUUACAGAUCCCCCAGUCACCUGUGGCUCUCCUGAUGCACCAUCUAGAGGUAGUGUGGGCAUCAGUGGUGGGACACCACCCUUCUCACUGGGUUCAGAGGUCACCUAUCGCUGUGACGAGGGAUUGUUCCCCUUUGAUGUGAGGACCAGCACAUGCACUGAUGUGGGGAGUAUGGGAGAGUGGGUGGAGAAUCCUGGGAGCUUGAUGUGCAGGGAGAGACCAGUCAACUGCACUGUACCUGUUGAGCCCUGCAACGGUGCUAUAGUGGACCAUGAGAGGUUGAACGAGACAGUGUUGGAGGGAACAGUGCUGACUUACCAGUGUGACAAUGGACUCUCAUUGACUGGACCCAACACCAUUACUUGCACUAAUGCUGGAGUGUGGAGCACUGAGCCUGAGGCAAUCAUGUGUGUGCCACCAACUGAAGUUUCUACUGUCGCUUCCUUGUCCACUUCUGCAACUGUCGCUAUCAGUGUAGUCAUCACUUUCAUUGUCACUCUAGUCAUUGGGUUCCUCACUGGAUUGCUGGCGAUGCAUCUUUUCUCUCGUAAGAAGGCAGUGUACUUCCCGGCAACUGAAGGACAAUCUAAUGUAGGACCCACUGCACCAGCUGGUCCUGUUUAUGAGGAGGUGUCACCUAAAGAGGAGAUUGAACUCAACACAAACCAAGCAUACGGACCAGUAGGACUGUGAAACUCAUUCACUUUAAUAUUCAACGAGUUAUAAUUAAUUGUGAUCAUUCUGGCAUUUCAUUUGUUCUACAGACUAUCAUGAUAGAGGCUAUAGUGUUUUACCCUUCGUAUAUUAUAAUUAUAUAACUAUACGUAGAGAUUGUCUCAAUAUAAUAAUUUAUAUUGCAUUCCCUAAUACAGGCAGGAGGUUAUUUUUUGCUGUAAAUUUGUCAUUAUUAUAACGUGGUGUUUUUGACUUCCUCAAUCAGAAAUAGAAUA
Molecule: messenger RNA, 1827 nt
Organism: Halichondria panicea
Lineage: Eukaryota; Metazoa; Porifera; Demospongiae; Suberitida; Halichondriidae
Product: mucin-2-like
Exons: 7
Coding region: 62-1570 (502 amino acids)
Molecular function (GO): protein binding
Source: RefSeq, a predicted model, not a curated record